AUGGCUUCCAUAGAGGUUAUUGCAUGUCUUAUUUACGGUUCUACGUCACCAAUCAUACGUCAGCAAAAUGUUAGAAUUGUAUUAUCUCGUACAAUUUAUGCAUCAGAUGAAUGGUUUCAUCCGGCGACCAAUUAA
Ambispora leptoticha is the source of this 135-nucleotide messenger RNA. The record is from the annotation of a GenBank genome assembly. NCBI's taxonomy places the organism in Eukaryota, Fungi, Glomeromycota, Glomeromycetes, Archaeosporales, Ambisporaceae.